UACUGUGACAUUGUCUCCGUGGUCGUUUUAUUCGGACUCUAAUUAGCAGUAUCGAUCAUCUUCGACUGCGCCCACCAAUUCUUGACAGCAUGCGACCCGAUGUUUAGGGCGCCUUUAAUACUGAGCGACAUCACAAAUUAGGGAAAGUGACAACGAAGAAGCAUCAUGGCUAACAGUCCGGAUUCAAGCCACUCCAACCUGAAGGAGUCGUUGGUUUCGCAUACGCAGACACGGCAAGAGAAUGGACAGCACCUACCCGAAUCAUCAUCCGACUUGACUGUGCGCGAGCUGCCUAUGCCGAACUUGUCGAAACUUCUUAGAGAUAAGGGACCCGAGUGGGAAGCAAUAGGAGCUAAGCCGAGACCAUUACAACUUCUCGAUCUUCCUGUCGACAUCCUAAGACUCAUCGUGAAGGAGGUUACUCAUACGAAUGAUCUUACCUCAUUAACCUUGACAAACUCCACACUCUACUACCUGACAAUACCACAGAUAUAUGCCCGGUUCGAUAUUGUCUGGCCCGAUGACACCGUCCCUACGUCCGACAGCAAAAAUGUCGAUGCGCUUACAUACGGACUAGCUACCCUAUGCUUGGGUAGUAAGUUCGCCCAGAGGUCGAGAUGGCUACGAGGAAGCUCUGGGUAUGAUGACCCUUCCAAGAGGCUCGCAGACAAUCAAUACGCAAGAUAUACACGUAAAUUUUCGCUUGGUAAUGGGCCUAAAGACUGGACAUCCGAGUACAUGGUUACUAAAGAGAGCGGAAAGAUGCUUGGAACGUUAGUGGCCAUUGCCGUCGGAAAGAUGAUCAACUUAGAGACGUUUGUGUGGGAUAUGCCUACUGGUGUUCUGUCAGAAGUCUUUAUGGCUCUCGCAUCCCUUCAGGAUCAUUACGUCAAAGGCGAACCCAAGCUCGAGAAGGUCUGGAUCCGUUGGCAUGACAAUUCUGAGAUUCCCGAUGCUUCGUCGUCUAUUUCUAGUCCGAUCCAACCCCCUCCACCACCGCCUCUAGCUGUUCCACCUCUAGGAAGUACAAUGACACCUGUCGGCAAUACACUACCUAGUGAUUUUCACCCAUCUGUGACACAGCCGAUCAAGUAUUCAGAGAGCCAGGUCGAGUAUCCGACCUUCAGUGUUUUACCGCCUUUGAAGAGCUUGACGGUUUUAGACAUUGAUGAACUUGCCUACCUAGAUGAGAUGUCAGUACUUAUCGAGCGUUCGAAACCUUGCCUCCGAGAACUUCGAGUGGGAAUCUCGCAAAAAUCUCGAAUGGCCGACUUUGCGCAGGCGUGGGAUAGUUAUGCGCUGCAACAAGUCGAUCAUAAUGCUCGUUGGCCCGGCGAAAGUAGAAUUGGCGAUAGGAGAUUAGGUGGUGUUCUGGGAGUUCUCGUCGGCAGAAUAUAUGACAUUCGACGAAAAUCUGCGAAGCUCCGAGAGAAAGAACCAACAAUCCCCUCUCAAGGACAGGGCUCUACAUCGCAGCUUAACGGGGCCGAGGAAUUCGGCUCCAGUUCCAAUGCCGCGCAUGCCCCACUCACCACGAUGGGUGCGAUCGGUACAUCAUAUCAGGAGACUCAGUGGUCAUAUAAUGACUCUCACGAAUCGCGCACGGAGAGAAAACGUCUCGAUGGAAAGCUCCAGCUGGAAACGUUAGAGCUCGAGCGAGUACCGCUGUCGCUACAGGUUUGCACAAAAGCGAUCGACUGGAGUGUUCUGACAAGUCUCACCAUCAUAGACUGCAUGUUCGUUGAUCACCUCUGGAGAACUCUCAGAAGGCAAUUUCAUCCUACAUCCCCGGUCCAUGGCGCACCUACUGGCGCGCCGACCCAGUAUCACCUUGCAUUGAAACACAUACAUACAGAUAAUGCUUCGAGUACUCUCAUUAGUUUCAUUAAAGAAACACUCGCACCAAAUAGUUUGGAGGUCCUUUUCUUGCAAGAUCGACGACGCACACCGCUUCCAGCUGUGAAACUUGACCAGAUAUUCAAGGGAGCGAUAAAACGGCAUAAAUCAAGCCUAAAGAAGCUUCUCCUUGAUAGCUCGGACGAAUCAGGAGAAGGCCGGCGCUGGUCAAGCUGGGUGCUUAGUAGUGAAAUAGUUUCGUACAUUACAAGUGGGAAAAUGCCGAAUUUGAAGGAGCUCUCCGCGGCAUUUGAUUACAAGGACUGGCACCCGUUCCUUCAGCGACUGCCAAACAUCCCGCAGCUUCGCUCUCUACACAUCCCUUUCAUGAUGGAGCACAUCGCUAGCUUCGAGCCAAAGGAGCUUGCGCUCCAGCUCGUUGACAUCAUCACAUUGCGAACAGAAAUCCAGCUUUGCUACGUAGGUAUAGGGUCCAAAUGCUUCGAAAUAUUAGAGACCCGACCAAGUGAUAUUAGUAGUGGCAAUACGGGCAGUGGAAACCAGGGGCAAGGUGCCAUUGUGAUCGAGGAAGACGAUGACAAUGAAGAUGACGGUAGUGAGGCUGACGAAGAGACGGAAGAGGACGAGGAUGAUGUGAACGAUGACAAUAGUAACGGGAGUCAAGCGGACGCUGGGGAUGACUUAACAGAUGUAUCCGAUGACGCUGAGUCUGAGGCAGACUCGGUACAAGAGGGUGAUUUGGGUGGGUCAGCCGCACGGUUUCGUUUACGUGAGAUACUGUUUUACGACGACAAGGUGGCUAUAUUCAAGGCGAGACAUGCCAGGCUAUGAACUAUGACUCGAUGCUUUAGAGCUUAGGAGUUUCGUUAUAUCGUAUUUAUUAUUGAGGGAGCCUCAAUGGGAACACGGCUCUAUUUCGGGACACAAAGCGGGUUUAUUAUUUUAUUUUUCUAAAAAAGCGUUCUAGAAGCAGUAAAAGGUGGGAUAUGAAAAGUCGGGCUCCUAUUUGCCUCUCACCGACGGGAAUUCAAGAUUGUGCCCGAUCAGUUGGGUUUCGCAUUGUUGUCACCGUCUCGAAAAGAAAAAAUCUAAUAAAAUGCAAGGGGGGCAGUUCAGAGCUGAGAGCUAUCGAAUAGUGCUGAAGAAUACGCCACUGCUGAGCUGUAUCGACCCGCUACAUGCUAGAUCUAGUCAGGCCCCUAGUCAGUAUUAUUAUGUAGGGCCAUGUAGGGACAUGUAAGGCCAUGUAAGGCCAGUAACGUCAGUCAGGGCUGGCAGGGUUGCUUACAAUCGAAUCACUGCGUCGGAAUCGUACAGUCCGCCAAGCUAGCUAGCAGACGGUGGCCUUCCGGCUCCAAUGAGGC
Molecule: messenger RNA, 3221 nt
Organism: Annulohypoxylon maeteangense
Lineage: Eukaryota; Fungi; Ascomycota; Sordariomycetes; Xylariales; Hypoxylaceae
Exons: 3
Coding region: 166-2688 (840 amino acids)
Source: RefSeq, a predicted model, not a curated record